Canariomyces notabilis is the source of this 531-nucleotide messenger RNA. RefSeq lists its product as uncharacterized. The record is from RefSeq and is a predicted model, not a curated record. Bases 1 to 531 code for a protein of 176 amino acids. Lineage: Eukaryota; Fungi; Ascomycota; Sordariomycetes; Sordariales; Chaetomiaceae. The transcript has 2 exons.
AUGGCCGACAACCAUAUUGCUCAGACCCUGACAAUCCUGAUGCAGUCGGUUCAGCAGUUGACUCAGUCGAGCCAGCAGUUGACCCAAGCGGUUCAGCAGUUGGUCCAGUUGCAACAACAACAUACUUUGACCCAGUCUGUUCAGCAGUUGACUGGCCAACAGUUGACUCAAUCGAUUCAGCAGUUGGUCCAGGUGCAGCAAGAGCGACUUACCUAUCUUCGGAACACCACCCGGGAUCACAAAAUGCCUGUUUUCAAGGUGCUUGAGGAUAUUCAUGGCUUGGAUGAAUGGCGCGAGAAGCUCCUCCUAGUUCUAGAGUGUUUCAGCCUUGCGAAAUACAUCACCAAAGAUGUGGAAGAAUACAUCAAAAGCACCGUUGGUUGGGACGGAAUCUGGGACGAGGAGGACUUCCUUGCGCUUGGAUGGUCGCCGUCUGAGUACAAUCCUAAGAAAACGUUCGAACUCCUCGUCCAGUACUACUCGCCUGAAGGCCCUGCUCGUACAGAAUCAGGUUCGGGGUUUGACGACUAG